Messenger RNA from Acanthopagrus latus (yellowfin seabream), 2575 nucleotides. Its product is annotated as protein Wnt-8a-like. The transcript has 6 exons. The record is from RefSeq and is a predicted model, not a curated record. Bases 975 to 2231 code for a protein of 418 amino acids. Gene Ontology annotation, molecular function: frizzled binding; cytokine activity. Gene Ontology annotation, cellular component: extracellular region. Gene Ontology annotation, biological process: multicellular organism development; cell fate commitment; neuron differentiation. Lineage: Eukaryota; Metazoa; Chordata; Actinopteri; Spariformes; Sparidae.
UAAGAGGGGAUCUGACAAGUGUGAGCGAUUUCAUUUUUUAAAAACGGUAAUGUUAAUCACUAACUUCUCUCGCAUCCAGUCGCAGGAUGAGCAUGUAAUGGCAGAAACUUGGCUUGAUGACUUGCUGACGACCGCAGUGAUUAUGGAGGUUAAAUCAAGGAAGAUGAUCAGCCGAAUUAAACGCGAUAGGACACAGAUCAUCCCAGAUUUGAAUAAUGAGUGAUCAAUAUUAAAUUUAAUCUUUUUUUGUUGUUGUUGUUGUUUUGGCCAAAAGUCCUCAAGUCAGUAUAAUCAACAAUAAUCCCCUCGAUUUUACUGGUUGAAACAUGGAAUGCUUGUGCAAAUCCCAGACUGUUUUCACACCGAGUUGUUUCCCAAGGAAACAUCUAUUAUCCUAUUAUCACGAAGAUGCCAAUGUCGCCGAUGUGUGAGGAAGUAUUUACAUGACUAUAUACCAUCAGCUCCUGAAAGACUUUAUGGCUUUGUAGUCACAUUCUUUCCCACUGGGACGCUGGUGCCAUUUCCCAAAUGUUUCCAACUACACAUGAGGCCUCAGGGCGCCAUUCAGCACUGUGUUACCUGGACGUCAUGUCAUGUGUCUUAGUUCAAGUUACGUUGGUGGCCUCUUCAAACCCCAUGAUAAUAAAUCACUUAUAGUAUUAUAUCAAUGUAAUAAACAUUAUUACGCAUAAUGUUGUUCGCCUAUUUGUCUCCUGGCAUUAUUUUAAUAUCCUUAACUUUACGCAUAUUUAAAAUGAAAUGCUUAUUUGGUUUAAGUUUUGUUCAUCAUCUGAGAUGAUGUCUACUGAUUUAAUUCUCUGCAUAUGAUUCAAUUCGUGGGGAAAGUGUGUGGGGAUUAAAGCCUGGGAACGACAGGUGAAUGAAUGGAUGAGGGGCUGUUCAGCUCUGCGUCACGUCUUUGAAGUGCAAUAACGCGCCGACGGCUCCUAUUUGUCAAUAGGACCCGGCAAUCAAUGUCGUCGUUGACGCGUUUUCACAGCGGACCGUUACCUGCGGGACGAAUCUGUCAAUCAAAGGGUCAAGACCAUAUAAAUAUCAUCAGCGCAGGAGUCUGGCUACGACUUCAGUUGCCUCUUCUCUCGGCUCUCAUAUCUAGGAUACGAACAUACAGGGUCUCCGUUUGGAAUACAGCCGCUAUGGGACCUCUGGAUCUCCUCAUGGUCAUGUCCAUGUGCUGCUGUGUUCACUUUGCAUCAGCUUGGACGGUGAAUAACUUCCUCAUGACUGGACCUAAGGCUUUUCUGACCUACGCCAGCAGCGUGCAAAGGGGCGCACAGAGCGGGAUACACGAGUGUAAACACCAGUUCGCGUGGGAGAGGUGGAACUGCCCAGAGAACACGCUCCAGUUAUCCACACACAACGGCCUCCGAUCGGCCACAAGGGAGACUUCUUUUGUACACGCCAUCAGCGCGGCCGGAGUGAUGUACACGCUCACCAAGAACUGCAGCAUGGGAGACUUUGACAACUGCGGCUGCGAUGACUCCAGAAUCGGACAGACAGGUGGCAGAGGAUGGAUCUGGGGAGGCUGCAGUGACAACGUGGCGUUUGGAGAGAAGAUCUCCAAACAGUUUGUGGACGCGCUCGAAGGUGGCCACGAUUCACGCGCAGCAGUCAACCUGCACAACAAUGAGGCUGGCAGACUGGCAAUCAAAGCUACCAUGAGGAGAGCCUGCAAGUGCCACGGAGUGUCUGGGAGCUGCAGCAUCCAAACCUGCUGGAUGCAGCUGGCCGACUUCAGAGAGGUGGGCAACUACCUGAAGAUGAAGUACGAACACGCGAAGAAACUGGAGAUGGACAAGAGGCCGGUGAGGGCCGGGAACAGCGCGGACAACAGGGGAGCCAUAGCGCACACUUUCCGGAGCAUCGCUCGGACGGAGCUCAUUUACUUGGAGGACUCCCCGGAUUACUGCGUCAAGAACCAGAGCCUGGAGUACCAGGGCACGGAGGGGCGCGAGUGUCUGAAGGGCAGCAAGAACAUGUCUCAGUGGGAGCGGAAGAGCUGCCGCAGGCUGUGCUACGAGUGCGGCCUCAGGGUGGUGGAGAAGCGCAUCGAGGUCGUCAGCAGCUGCAACUGCAAAUUCCACUGGUGCUGCACGGUGAAGUGCGACAGAUGCACGCAGGUUGUUACCAAAUACUACUGCGCGCGGAGAGACGGCGGGAGGAAACCGCAAAAUAAAACGAAGCGCAGGCACCGCGGGCGCCGGCACUGAUGGAGCAUCCCAGUGACUUUAACAUCAUGUUAAUGGACGCAAAACUAUUCCAUCACCCGGAGACUUUUAAUGCACUUUAGCUUUCUGAUUUGAUUCUGCGCGCGAAUCAGAUUUCGUGGUUUGAGGGGCCAAACUCUCCACACACGCUCACUCGUUUAUCUUGGUCUAAUUUGUUGAGUUUGUCUUCUGUGAAGUCUGAAAGUUGUCUAAUAUUUUAUGUGUACUUUGUAUUUGAAAGUCUUAAUAAAUAUUUUUCUACACUAUGCAUGACUCUGUCUGAUUCGUCAGGAGCUAUGCAUUCUCAUUAGGUUAUUUGUAUAUUGGUGUCUGGUGUCAUAGAGCCU